AUGGAGGAGCAGUACCCCAGUCCCCAGAGCCCCAAGGAGAGGCACCAGCUGAGAGACUGCGAGAGAAGCCAACAGGAGGAUGGUUCCAGGCAUACCAGCACCUUGCCCAGGCUGCCUCCAACCCACACCUCUUCCUCCUUCCGCCCACAGCUGCGGCGGCCUCAGAGCAGCAAGGGCUGCUCCCUGCACCGGCUGACAGCUCCCCGCAGCUCUCAGGCCCAGUCCCUGCACCGACUGACGGUGCCCCACAGCUCCCAGGGCUGGUCCGUGCCCCGACUGACACCGUCCCGGGGCACCCAGGGCCGGUCCGUGCCCCGACUGACACCAUCCCACAGCUCCCAAGGCUGGUCCCUGCACUGGCUGACAUUGCCCCGCAGCACCCAGGCCACCCAGGCUCGGUCCGUGACCCAGCUGACACUGUCCCAGAGCACCCAGGCCACCCAGUACCGGUCUCUGCACCGGCUGACACCGUCCUGCAGCACCCAGGGCAUCCAGUACCGGUCCCUGUCACGGCUGACACCAUCUCAGAGCUCCCAGGGCACCCAGGACACCCAGGCCUGGUCCGUGUCCCGGCUGACACCGUCCCGGAGCUCCCGGGACCAGUCCCUGUCCCGGCUGACACCGUCCCAGAGCUCCCAGGCCAGGUCCCUGUCCCGACUGACACCGUCCCGGAGCUCCCAGGGCACUCAGGCCCAGUCCCUGCCCUGGCUGACACCAUCCCGCAGCACCCUGAGCUCAGGGGGCACCGGGAGCCAUCUCAGCCUGGAAGCAGGAGGCCGGGAACAAGGCCCAGAGAGCCGCGGCUCCAGCCCUGGUGGCUCCUCGAAGGCGGCCGCCCCGGCCCAGCAGUGGCCCGUGAGACGCCGCCGGGCCCGCAGCGGCCUGGUGGGGCCGGAGCCGGCCUCCACAGGGAAACCAACUCCUGGCCCACGGAGACGGGCUUCUCACCGUGUGGAGCAGGAAACCCAGACUGAGGCACAAGAGACAGAUUCAGCCGUUCAAUACGCUGAGCAGGAGACACAGACAGAUACUGUAGGAGAAGAGAAGAGAAAUUCAGCUGCUUCCCUCAUGGCUGACCAGGAGACAAAGAUUGAGACUCCAACAAAAGAGAAUUCAGCUUCUCCUCAAAUCGGCGACAAGGGGACGCAGACCAAGGCCCACAGCUCUGCCCGCUCCGCAGGCACAGAUGUCCUGGCUCACCAGCAGCCACCCUCCGUGUCGGGAGAAAGUCAGCUGCAGGUAAGGCCUGUGCAGAGUGGCAGAUCCCGUGCCCUCAGCCUCUGCCAGGCUUCAGGUGUGCCAGCUGCCCUGGUUCACAUUCCUGGGCUGGUGUUGGUGGCCAGCUGA
Molecule: messenger RNA, 1347 nt
Organism: Cinclus cinclus
Lineage: Eukaryota; Metazoa; Chordata; Aves; Passeriformes; Cinclidae
Product: serine/arginine repetitive matrix protein 1-like
Exons: 3
Coding region: 1-1347 (448 amino acids)
Source: RefSeq, a predicted model, not a curated record